AUGAAGGCUCUCAUUUUGGUCGGAGGGUUCGGGACUCGGCUCCGGCCGCUGACGCUAAGCGUCCCCAAGCCGCUUGUCGAAUUUGCCAACAAACCCAUGAUCCUGCACCAGGUAAACCCAAGCCCUCGCAAUAAGUGUUCUUCCUUUCUUUAAAGCUCAUCGAUAAGUUACUUCUCCCGAUUCCAAUGGUUGAGAGAGAUAAUAGUUAGUUUCUUGUUUUUUUUAUCCAUCAUUAGUUUCUAGCACAUGUAGUCCUCGAAUUCGCUGUCUGAUUCAACCGGAUGCUUGUUGAACAGAUCGAAGCUCUGAAGGCCAUCGGAGUCACAGAAGUCGUUCUAGCCAUCAACUACCAGCCGGAGGUACACCAAAUCUAUCAAUCAUCUCGACUGCCCGCGCUGCGUUUCUUGUCUGUCGCCUCCGCAAUCGCUCACCCGCAAGGAACCUUGGUCCGCAGGUCAUGCUUAAUUUCUUAAAGCAGUAUGAAGAGAAGCUGGGCAUCAAGAUCACCUGCUCUCGGGAGACCGAGCCGCUGGGGACCGCCGGUCCCCUGGCGCUGGCCAGAGACAAGCUGAUCGACGACUCCGGUGAGCCCUUCUUCGUCAUGAACAGCGACGUCAUCAGCGAGUAUCCCCUGGCCGAAAUGAUCCAAUUCCACAGAGCCCAUGGCGGAGAGGCCUCCAUCAUGGUGACCAAGGUGAGACCCUCCCCUCCCCCCCGUCAAAAUAUUCCCUUUCUUCCUCUUCCACGGCCAUCGCGAGCGGAGCUCUGACAUCAAUAGUCCCCGUCGUCUUCUUGGCCGGCGGCAGGUGGACGAGCCGUCCAAGUACGGGGUGGUGGUGAUGGACGAGGAGACCGGGAAGGUGGAGAAGUUCGUCGAGAAGCCUAAGACAUUCGUGGGCAACAAGAUCAACGCCGGCAUCUACCUGCUCAACCCCUCCAUCCUCGACAGGAUCCAGCUCCGCCCCACCUCGAUCGAGAAGGAGGUCUUCCCCCGCAUCGCAGCAGAGAACAAGCUCUACGCCAUGGUCCUCCCCGGUUUCUGGAUGGACAUUGGCCAGCCCAAGGACUACAUCACAGGCCUACGGCUCUACCUGAACUCCCUGCGCAAGAAGUCCCCCUCCAAGCUCGCCGCCGGCCCGCACAUCGUCGGCAACGUGCUGCUCCACGCGAGCGCCGUCGUCGGCGAGGGCUGCCUUAUCGGGCCCGACGUCGCCAUCGGCGAGGGCUGCGUGGUGGAGCCCGGCGUGCGGCUCUCGCGGUGCACGGUGAUGCGCGGGGUGCGCAUCAAGAAGCACGCCUGCGUCUCCGGUAGCAUCAUCGGGUGGCACUCAACCGUCGGCCAGUGGGCGCGGGUGGAGAACAUGACCAUCCUCGGCGAGGAUGUCCACCUGGGCGACGAGGUCUACAGUAACGGCGGCGUCGUCCUCCCCCACAAGGAGAUCAAAUCCAGCAUCAUCAAGCCCGAGAUUGUAAUGUAG
Molecule: messenger RNA, 1478 nt
Organism: Spirodela intermedia
Lineage: Eukaryota; Viridiplantae; Streptophyta; Magnoliopsida; Alismatales; Araceae
Source: the annotation of a GenBank genome assembly